AAAUUGGGAAACAAUGAGCCUUAUUUCCAUUCAUCACAGGAGUUGCUCAAUCGUGCUUCAUUAUCAGAUUGUUCUAUCCUUUCUUUAAGCCUUGUUCUUAAAGAAAUAUAGGUUUCCCUUUUUCCUUUAAGUUACAAUAUGAUUGGGGGAAAUUAUUCGUUUAAUAAACACUCGAUUUGCAUUAUGUAACUACACAUGUACUAUUAGCAAUCUGACUUGUAUUCUAUUCACUAGAUCAUGUGGCGUGUAGUUUCGUAGGAAGCCGGUUAAAUUAAGUUUAGUUUAUUUUGAUAUUAAUGAGUUUUUAGGAAAAUAAGUACAAAAUGGUUGAAGAACAACAGAAACGAGUCGAAGAACAUACUAGCAAAAUAGUCGAAGAAAUUGAUAAAUCAAUGAGAAAAAUGAAGGGUGAUGCAUAUAGAUGUGCUGCAAUUUGUUGUGAUAAUGAGACCUAUAGUAUACAACGAGUACAGAACUGUGUAAAAAAUUGCAAUAAUUCACUGGAUCAAGCUCAAGAAUAUGCUAGAGAAGAACUGGAAAGAGUUCAAAAUCGAUUACAAAGGUGUGUUAUGGAUUGUAAUGACAGAAUAAAAGAUGCGGCAGGUCCAAAUCCAUCACAGCGUGAUUUGGAAAAAUAUAGUGAAAUAUUUGAUAAGUGUGUAACAAAAUGUGUAGAUAAUUAUUGUGAAACAUUACCUACCUUACAAAAAACAAUGAAGAAUGUUUUAUCUGAGAAGAAAUAUCAACAAUAACAGAAAUAAAACUAAUAAAUUGCAAUCUAGAGAUAAUAAAGUUAUUAGAUACUAAACUGCCAAUAUUUUGUGUAUAUUGCAUAAAAUUUUUUCUUAUUAUGUAUAAAUACAAUUUUUAGUACUACUUUAUAAAAAUAUGUUUCAGUAACAUGUAUUUUAAUUGCAUUUAGAUAUAAAAGACAACUAUGUGUAAACAAUAUUUUAUACACAAGGAAAUAGUGAACAUAAUGAGUUUUAUGGUUAUUGUAUUUAUUAAUUAAUACACUUGAUGAUUGCAGUGGUA
This is a messenger RNA of Bombus terrestris (buff-tailed bumblebee), 1035 nucleotides long. Its product is annotated as protein FAM136A. The coding region runs from base 324 to 752 and encodes 142 amino acids. The record is from RefSeq and is a predicted model, not a curated record. Lineage: Eukaryota; Metazoa; Arthropoda; Insecta; Hymenoptera; Apidae. The transcript has 3 exons. Gene Ontology annotation, cellular component: cytoplasm.